GAAUGACGUCAGGAACUUAUUUCCAACAAGUGGCCAAACUCGCAACCAUGGAUCUCAAACUCCAGGAAGAUGACAUUUCUACAGAAAAGCAAUUAGAAUCCUUAAGUAGUCAUUCGCCACAACCACAGCACAUCAGCAACAAGUUUUCCAUCGAUGACAUCCUUUCCGGCAGCACAGGCAACAACAACCGCACCAAUAUACCCAAUUUACCAACAUCAGCCAUUCUUCUUCGAGCGGCUGCCAGAGCCAAUCGCAUGAAAGAAGAUACAAAUUUACCAUUUCCUAGACCACCAGUAUGCGUGAGACCCACACCUGUAGCUUUUCAUCCGAAUCCUCUUUAUCCCACCAGGACUGAUGGAGCAUCAUUGACAUUGAGUUAUUUGGCUCCUGCUUUGGGAUUAGAGUCUGGACCUCAUCUUCAGCAUCACACGCAAGGCGAUGUUGCUCCUCAUCAUCCUGUUGGAUCAUCCUUUCCCAACUAUGCUGUCACAACGGCUGCUUCAGCUCUUAGUAACUACGGCACAUGGCUAGGUAGACCUCCAUUUUUCACCUUAUCAGCACCAAAACCUUCCGGAAGACGUCCUAGAAAACCAGGAGUAGAAAGGAAACCAAGACAAGCUUAUAGUGCUAAACAAUUAGAAAGACUGGAGUCUGAAUUUAAGGUAGAUAAGUAUUUAAGUGUCAGUAAAAGAAUGGAACUUUCAGCAGCUUUAAAUUUAACAGAAGUACAAAUCAAAACAUGGUUCCAAAACAGAAGGACAAAAUGGAAGAAACAGUUGACAGCAAGGAUGAAGAUAGCCCAACGACAAGGAUUGUGGCCAGCACACUAUUUACCGUCAGCGCACGCAUUCGCACCUUUUCUCAGUACUUCGUAUUGCCAACUAUCCUCAGCUGCCCUUGGCGACAACUUGGACAUUGGCAGAACAGCUGUUGGCGACAACGGUCCUGCUCCCCCUGACUUAGACGACAACAAAUCUUUGGACGAUAAGUGAACAUAGAAUUUAAAAAUCCAUAAAGAGCAGCUUUCAUGUUUGCAUUCAUCAUAUAAA
Parasteatoda tepidariorum (common house spider) is the source of this 1049-nucleotide messenger RNA. RefSeq lists its product as uncharacterized. Gene Ontology annotation, biological process: regulation of DNA-templated transcription. The record is from RefSeq and is a predicted model, not a curated record. Gene Ontology annotation, molecular function: DNA-binding transcription factor activity, RNA polymerase II-specific; DNA binding. NCBI's taxonomy places the organism in Eukaryota, Metazoa, Arthropoda, Arachnida, Araneae, Theridiidae.